This is a messenger RNA of Plasmodium vivax (malaria parasite P. vivax), 2318 nucleotides long. RefSeq lists its product as hypothetical. The record is from RefSeq and is a predicted model, not a curated record. Lineage: Eukaryota; Apicomplexa; Aconoidasida; Haemosporida; Plasmodiidae. The transcript has a single exon. The coding region runs from base 294 to 2318 and encodes 674 amino acids.
UCCCAUUAGCUUGAAGUUUUACAAACAUCUGAGCGAGCCAUUUCGACAAUUUUGAAAUAGAGCUUGCUAAAUUUUUUAAGCUUAAAAAUAAUUUUUUCUUCUGCUCCCCCGCCCUGUUGUGCGCAGCUCUUUAACAACACACGAAGUUAUAUGUGUGUAUAGGUACGCAUUGCCCACGCGCAUAGAGGGACGCACCUCCACCCAUUAAGGGGUAGUACCGCACCACAUAGAGGAGACGCAUAUUGUACGCGCCGCUAAUACCCCAAGUUUGCACACCGAAAUGGGAAGCGAAAAUGUUCUGCAAGGAAACAUACUUAGCAAAUUAUAAAAAGAAGAAAAACCGACUAAGGGAAGUCACCCGAAGAUGCCUCAACCUAAUCGACUCCAACUACCAGCACUUAACAUCGUUCAUAGGGAAAAACAACACAGGUGAUCUUUUGACAAGCUACCAAUUUAGUGACGAUGAAAUAAAAUUCGAUUCAGACGAAAAUGUAUGCAGUAGUGAAAUCUACUUCCCAGAAAGCACGUAUACUAAUAAUGACUUUAAAAAUUUGCUAGGAUGGGUACCCAGAAAUUUAGUAGUGGCAGAACCGAUCACCACGGAUUCCAUCCCGUGCGCAUUUUUCUUUUCAAAGGAUGAUGAUAAACUAGCAGUAGAUAAUAAAAUAAUUUUAUACCUGCAUAAGUUUAAUGAAGAUUUAGGCACGAUAAUCCCAACGGUGAGUGCCCUACAUAAAAAAUUAAAAAUGAACAUCAUCGCAAUGGAGUAUUCAGGAUAUGGGGCCAGUUUCGACACGCAUGAACAGAAGCUUGUUUCAAUUGUGAACGAUUCGUUUACUCUUUUAAAAUUUAUUGUUAACUUUUUGAAAAUUCCGUCUAGAAAUAUAUUCAUUUUGUGUUACGACUUUUUGGCUAGCUGCGCUAUAGAGGUGGUAAAUCGAUAUGAAGACACGUACGGCAAAAGGGAGUCCCUAGGCGGGCUGGUCCUUAUUAAACCCCAGCUGCUGCAAGUUGUUAGCCAGCAUACAGUUCUUUCGCCAUAUGAACAAGAUGAUAAUAUCGUGUUAGGGGAUAAAGGUCCCAUCGGAGUUGUCGCAGGAAAAAGGGGGUUAACUGGUCAGUGUGCAGAUGACACUUUUGACGGGGCUGCGCCAGUUGGGGGGGGCAUCCUUGAGGGGGAUGUUCCACAUUGUGAGGAUGAUCCAUUUUGUCAAGAUGACCCAUUUUGUCCGGAUGACCCACAUUGUGAGGACGUCCCCUUUUGUGAGGAUGCCCCAUUUUGCGAGGACGUCCCUUUUUGCGACGGACGGAUGAAGAAGGAAAGCCACUACGCGGUUUCCAACGAAUCGAAGCAGAAAAACUGCACAGUGACGACUCCCAAAAAAUUGUACCACUCUCUUGGAUUUAAAAAAGAUGAAGAAGUGACCUACAACGUGACGAGCAACAGGGUGAAGAAAAACAACUUUGUAAAAAAAGGAGUCCUUACCAUUCGCAGCGAUGUAUGUAACCGAGCGUGGAAAGGCGCUUCCGUAGGUACCAACUCGUAUCAGUCAGGGAAUGGCAUAAUUACUUGUGACAUGUCUUUAUUUUACAGCGAUAGUCAAGGCCCCCCAGGGAGAGAAAAUAACAACAUACCCAACUCUCUAAUGAAGAGGAUAUUAAAAGAUACAUUUGAUAUAAAGCACUCCCUAAAUUCAAUAAAAUCAAUUUCAUGUUCCAUUUUAAUUUUCCACCAUGAAAAUUAUUCCUAUAAAAAUUCGAGCUCAUAUAUUCUGCUGGACAAUGCGAAAGAGUGUCACAAGAAGGCAGCUUUUUUAUUUGAUUUCAUGAACGAAGAUUUUGUCACGGCCUUCAAGUGGUUCUUCUCGGAAAUAUCCCAUUCGCAGAGGCAAGAAAAGCUGUUUAAAAAUUUGCUUUAUUUAUAUGAGCACCCCUCAUAUGAUAGGAAGGACAACGUUGGUAUAAAUGGCUGUUUGGAGAAGCAACAAAAUCGUGUCAUUCAUGGCGAACAUAGGGAAAACACACGUAGCGAUUUGGACAAAAUGUGUAGCGGUAGCUUUGAUUCAACAUUUGGCGAACUUGCUGAUGGGAGCUUUAACGUACCUCUUAGCAGUAGCGUCAGAAAUAGCUUCAUCCUCCAGGGGUGCAACGUAAAUGACGCCCUAAGCGAUAGGGAAGAUUCUCCUAAAUGUGAUGCUCAUAGUUGUAGCCCUUCCAACAGCAAGAGUACCAUUAACUUACCUGACGAAAUUUUCAUAUGUCCCGAAAUGGUUCAGGAAGAGAUCCCCUGCAAGGAGGGGGGCGAUGUGGGGAGUUAA